UCUCUCUCUCUCUCUCUCCCCCCCCCACCUCUCUCUGCCUUUUGCUGUAGUUGGAAGCUUUCGUUUUGGUUUUUCUCUCUCUAGUUUCCUCUCUGUAAACUGAGGUUUGGUAGAGGAGUGGAGAGAUUGAUCCGUGAAUUUAUGAUUUUUGAACUAGUUUUUUGAGGUGGGUUUUAGUUGAAUUUUGUGUUUCUAUUCGUUUUUUGAGAGGCAGGAGAGGUAAAAUGGAGAGAGAUUUUAUGGGUCUGAACUCAAAGGAGUCAUUGCCUGUGGUUAAGGAAGAGGUUAAUUCUGAUGGGUACAAAGAGAUAGGUAUUUGUUUUGUUCUCUUGUGAUAGGAUUUAGCAAGGGUUCAGGGAUACACUGGCCCUUCUCCAACAAGGUCUCUGCUCUUCCUCAUUUGAACUCUUUCAUGGUUUCUCAAGAAGAUAAGACCAAAAGGUUUUUAACUGAUUCCUCAGUGUCCUCUGGAUUCUUGUCCAUUUCAACUGCAGAUUCAUUUGAUCCUAACCAAAAACAGUUUAUGGCUGAAAUCCAGAAAUCAUUCAAUCACGAUAGGCAAAGUGGGACUCAUUUUACAUUGACUGCUUACCCUGUGCAACAUGAUGUGCAUUCUGUGCAUCAUCCUCAUGACAUGAAGAUGUUUCCAGUCUCCAACCAUGCAAGUUCAAUUUCCUUGAGCAAUCCUUUCUUCAAGAAUUAUUAUGCCACCUCUGGUCAGAGUACUGCUGGAGCUACUGCAAAGCCACAAUUACUUGGAGGAAUUCCUGUUACCACUCCACAAACAAUUCUUCCUACUUUUGGCUCUGUUACUGGGAUGAUGGAAUCAUGUGCGAAAACAUCUGGUUCUCCUGCUCAACUGACCAUCUUUUACGCUGGCACAGUGAAUGUGUAUAAUGAUAUAUCUCCUGAGAAGGCCCAGGCUAUCAUGUUCUUGGCUGGAAAGGAUUCUUCUAUCUCCUCUAACAUGACACAGCCAAACAUGACACAGCCAAACAAUCACAUCCAGGAACCAAGCUCAAAGCCAAUAGCUACUGAUGUUAGUCCUGUGAACCACAAUGGAACUACACCACCUGGCUCCCGUCUUUCGAGUCCUUUAUCUGUUUCUUCACAAACUGGUUCUCAGUCAGGGAGUGGGUCUGCUAGCACUGAAGAAAUCAUGGCAACUAAAACCGCUGGAGUUGCAACAACUCCUGUUAGUAAACUGGACACUCCAAAACUGGCAAGUGCAAUAGCAUCUGUUGCUGCAACAACCUUGAUGCCAUCUGCAGUGCCCCAGGCUAGACAGGCAUCCUUGGCUCGGUUUUUGGAGAAGCGCAAGGAGAGGGUCAUGAGUGCAGCACCAUACAACCUUGGCAAGAAAUCUUCCGAAUCUGCCAUCCACAAUCCAAUGGAAUGAAUAACUCUGCAGCGGUACCUGUUCUCUCUCUGCUAGGAGGGAGAGUAACAAAAACAAAUGAAGCCAACUUAGAAGGGAUUCAUUGCAAUUGAUGUAGUAAAUUAAAGAUGUAAGCACUCUUUUUUGUUCAUAAACUAGAAUAAUUGUAAUCCUUUUUUAAUGUCAAAACUUUACGCAUAUAUCUCUAUAUAUAUAGAUAGAGAGAGAGAGAGCUGAUGUAGGAGUUCCUUUUUUUUGGGUUCCCCAUUCUGUUGAUGCAUUUGGAGCCUUUGCUUCCAAGAUGACAUUAAGUACAUUUUGUAGAUAUAUUCAACUCUCCGUUGCAUUGUGGAAAUAAAAACCAGAUUUAGAUAAUA
Molecule: messenger RNA, 1755 nt
Organism: Hevea brasiliensis (rubber tree)
Lineage: Eukaryota; Viridiplantae; Streptophyta; Magnoliopsida; Malpighiales; Euphorbiaceae
Product: protein TIFY 6B
Exons: 7
Coding region: 413-1399 (328 amino acids)
Biological process (GO): response to wounding; regulation of defense response; regulation of jasmonic acid mediated signaling pathway
Cellular component (GO): nucleus
Source: RefSeq, a predicted model, not a curated record